Messenger RNA from Labrus bergylta (ballan wrasse), 2377 nucleotides. The record is from RefSeq and is a predicted model, not a curated record. NCBI's taxonomy places the organism in Eukaryota, Metazoa, Chordata, Actinopteri, Labriformes, Labridae.
AAUACAUUGUUCUGUUCUUAGAUAUUACAAGGAAGUGGAUGUCAAAACUGCUCACACAUUCCUUAGAUCAUGCUAAUCAACAAAUAUGAUAUUAUAGAAAAUAAUAUGAAUGAGAAGUACUCAGAAAGCAUGGUUUCUUCUCCACAAACAGACCAACGGAUCAAUGACUCGCAGGAACACGUACGUGUGUGAGCGAACCUCUACUGACCGCUAUGCAGCUAUUCCUAAUGGCAAAGACAGCAGCUUAACGGAGGUGUCAGGGAGCACCCCGUCGACUGCAAUAGGCUCCACACGACCUCGCCACACCAAGUCCAUGUCGUCGUCAGGGCAUGCUUCGAAGAGCACACUGCCCCCCAUCGACGACAACACAGAGCUCAAAGCCAGCCCUUCUCCGCGGGGUCCCUCCAACUCUCCAUCUGCACACAGUAUUAGCACACCAGAGAAGAACAGGUUCCCUCGGGGCACCACCAGUCGCAGCACUUUCCACGGAGCUCAGCUCAGAGACCGGCGCAGCGCCACCUACAACGGCCCCCCAGCUUCACCAACACUGUCCCACGAUACGGGGGCUCUCGCUCAGCAACGCAGGGGCACCUCCACCGGGAUCAUCAGCAAGAUCACAUCCAAGUUCGUCCGCAGGGUGCCUAGUGAGGGAGAGGCCAGUGCCAGGACAGAAACACCAAGAAGUGCUUCAGGUGAAACUAAGGAGGACAACGGUCGUGACUCCAAGCCCCGCUCGCUGCGUUUCACCUGGAGCAUGAAGACCACUUCCUCCAUGGAGCCCGCCGAGAUGAUGAGGGAGAUCCGAAAGGUCCUGGACGCCAACAGCUGCGAUUACGAGCAGCGCGAGCGCUUCCUGCUUUUCUGCGUCCAUGGCGACGCUCGCCAGGACAACCUGGUCCAGUGGGAGAUGGAGGUGUGCAAGCUGCCCCGCCUCUCACUCAACGGCGUGCGCUUUAAGAGGAUAUCAGGCACGUCCAUCGCCUUUAAGAAUAUCGCCUGCAAAAUUGCCAACGAGCUCAAACUGUGACGAGCAGAUGGAGUCCCAGUCAGUCUUUGUUGAGCUCUGGUUACAGUCUCAUCUCAUCACUGGAUUAGUGUUGACUUACAGGACAAAAAUUCAGCACUGAAGGUCCUCACCGCGCAGAAUCAGGGUGGACUCGGCUGGUAACGUGCAAUACUGGCCAUGAAUGUACUGUACAGGGUAGUGGAUCAGAUAGAUAUCGCGAGGUUUGACCUCUGUGAUGGAGAGACAGCAAAAUCAGCAAACCCCGCCCUUUUUUUUCUCUUCCGUCCGGCCCUCUGUCUCUGUCAUCGGCCCGCUGCUCCUCGUCAAAGGACACAUUCAUGUAACACAUGCAGUAUGCAACUGAAAAUGACCAUUCUGCAAUAAUGUUUCCAAUCUCUUUUUCUAAAUGCCUACUACUACAAGAUCUACUCUCCUCGCUGAAUAACCAUUAAAAUAACUGAAAGCUAAAAAAUAGCCGCUUUUCCACCUAUGUUAACUCAGUAUAUAGAUCAGGCUGGAGCUCAUACUAAAACAAUGUAAAAAGAGAAUUGUACUGUAUGCAUAACAUCUGCAGGUACUGUAUUGUAUAUUGAUUUUACGUUCUGUACAGAAUUUAAUUGUCAAUACUGUCUUUUUUCAUGGGAUUUGAGUUCUUUCCUAAUAUAAUUGAUGUCUCUAACCAUUAUCCUUUCAGUCUGUGAGUUUUUAUUUUUAUUUUUUUUAAGAUCCACCAUAUGAAAAUAGUGUUUUUAAUUUUAUUUAAAGAGCACUAAAUUAUUUUGUUGAAUAUUAAGGGAUGUGCUCCCUUGCCUUUUAUGUUAUAUUUUAUUUGCCUACGGAAAAAAACAUUAAGUUGCACCACAUAGACUUGAGUAGUACGUUCAGUUCAAACUGAAAAUGUGUUCACUUUAUUUUCUCUCAGCAGUAGGUCGGUGAUUUUUGGAGAUCCUGCUGCAGUUGCACAAGUUUUCCAGGGUGAUGUGUAUGAACAUGAGAGUAUGCACCUGUAUUUCUUUCGUGUUAGUUUGGUAGUCCUCAAUUUACGAAAAAGGCAGGGUUCAAAUCGGGUUCCUUUCGAAAGAGGAGGGGAGGACAGGACGUCUUUAUCCAAAGUACUGAGAAAGCAUGAAAAGUAAAAUGAUCAACUUGAAAAAAAAAAAAAAAGCAGUGUUUGUGGAGUCUUUCUGAAGAGCCUGAUUUAAUCCUGCCACCAGUGUGAUUAUGCAGGUACUUGUGUAUCUCCUUGCUUGUUUUUCAUUUUAAACUCCGCAGAUUUUGUUGUAUUUAUUCCAUUACAUUGUAAUGUGCUGCUUUGUAGAUUUGAGGCGUGCACUUUGUUGGAGAAAAUAAAAAGGAUUUUAUUUGUUUGUA